Molecule: messenger RNA, 3690 nt
Organism: Knipowitschia caucasica
Lineage: Eukaryota; Metazoa; Chordata; Actinopteri; Gobiiformes; Gobiidae
Source: the annotation of a GenBank genome assembly
AUGGACACGCCCCCUGCAGGUCUGGCCCUGGUCCUGGUUGAGUUUAGGUACCAGUACAGGUCCACUGAUGGUGUCCUGGUGGAGAUAAAUCCAAAUGAGCGUUACGAGCUUCUGUGUAAGACCAACUCUCACUGGUGGAAGGUCCGAUCCAAACCGGGUCACAAACCCUUCUAUGUCCCCGCCAAAUAUGUCCGCGAACUUCCUGCCCUAAGCCCCACCCAUGGCCUCACUGAUGGACCAGAGAGCCUCGUCCCCUCACUCCCAAGCCCUGCUCCCUCGCUCCCAAGCCCUGCCCCCGUGCCUCCUCCCAUGCCACCAGAGACUCACGAUGGGUUCCACAAACCAUCAGACCAGGUCCUGAUUCGCCUGCGCCCUGAAACUGGGUAUCGCCGUCCUGAGAACAGGAUGUCCACGUUUGGGUUUCCCGCCGAUGGAGACGUUUCCUUAGUAACGCCUUGGGAUAGAAACGGGACUACAAACAUGGCUGACAGCUUGCGAUCGGCUGAUCCUACCUUGUUUUCACGUCACCAGCCAAUCCCGGUGGAGACGCCCAGAGCUCCCCCCACUCACAACAUCACACAGGAGGGAGCAGAGCUGGGACAAACUGAAGCAGAGGACAAGCGGGAGGAGGACGAGCAGGAGGAGGAGGAGCAGGAGGAGGAGCAACACGAGGAGCUGCAACAUGAGGAGCAGCAAGAGGAGCAGCAGCACAAGAAGCAGCAGCACCAGGAGCACCCCCGCGAGCCAUGCAGAGACCACAGCUCCUCUCACAUCUACGAGUCCAUACAAGACCUCAACAUCGACUUGGACGCUCUGAUAGGACCAGAACGAGAAGCCCCGCCCCCUACACAUGCCAAAUCCCCCGCACAAUCCUUGCCCCAUGCACAGGAGUCUGAAGGCGAGAGCCCCAUUUACGCCAAUGUCACCAAGGCAACAAUCCCCCCUCCCCCUUCUGACCCUGCCCCCCCUCCUCCCUCUGAUCACGCCCACUCAUGCUCCUCUUCCUCUGGACUAAGCCCCGCCUCCCCACUCAGCCCAUUGGACGAAUGGCAGUCGCACACAGACGCCGACUCGGGGAAACUUUUCUACUUCAACCACCUGACCAGGAGGUGCACCUGGACUCCGCCCACUGAGUCUGUCCCUGCCCCCACACAGUGGGAGCGGGUGAUGGAUGAAGUCUCAGGCAGGUUUUACUACUUCAACACAGCGACUGGAGCCACAACCUGGGACACAGGAGGACCACCACCGCUGCCAGAGGAGGACUACCCCCAAGGCCGAGACCAGGGCCGGGACCAGGGCCGGGACCAGGGCCGGGACCAGGGCCGGGACCAGGGCCGGGACCAGGGCCGGGACCAGGGCCGGGACCAGGGCCGGGACCAGGGCCGAGACGAUGACUCUGCUGUUGCGGACGACAACGUCUUUCUCCCGAGGUUCUUCGCCGUUCGCAGACAUGUCUCCGAUGUGACGGACAGCUCUAAAGGCCCCGCCCCCGACCAUGAGCUACACAAUAGGCUGACGCUGAGGAGGAACCUGUCGAAUCGCAGCUCAGACUCACGGCAGCAGCAAGGCCACCUGCUGGAGAAGGCCGGGGUCAUCAACAAGACCAAAGUGUGUGAGAACGGCAAAAAGAUCAGGAAGAACUGGUCUCAGUCCUGGACCGUUCUUCAUGGAGGAAUCCUCACAUUUCACAGAGAUCCAAAGUCUGCACCAGCGUCAGCCAAUACCAAAGCCUCCCAGAUUGUUCCUGAGUUCACUGUGGACCUGAGAGGAGCCUCUGUGACCUGGGUUCAGAACAAGUCGUCCAAGAAGAACGUCUUGGAGCUGAAGACUCGUCAGAGCUGUGAGUUCCUGAUUCAGUACGACACAGAGAGCAUCAUCAACGACUGGUUCAGAGCCCUGAGUGAGGCCAUCCGGCAGCUGGACCAGGACGUCCCGUCUGAGGACUCUGAGGACUCGGACCAAGAGAAGAGCAAGAGGAGCUGGAGUGGUGGCUCCGAGCAGAGACGAGUUCGUCACAAACUAAGACGAUUCCUCCAGAGACGACCGACUCUGGAGAGCGUCAAAGAGAAAGGAUAUAUAAGAGAGGCUGUCUUCGGCUGUCACCUGGACACUCUCUGUCACCGUGAGAACUCAUCCAUCCCGCGCUUCGUCCAGAAGUGUCUGCGUUAUGUAGAGCGCCACGGCCUGGACACAGAUGGACUCUACAGAGUGUCCGGAAACCUGGCUGUGAUCCAGAGGCUGAGGCACAAGGCUGACCAGGAGGACAUGUUGGACCUGGAAGACAAUGCCUCCUCCUGGACUGAUGUACACGUUGUGACUGGAGCUCUGAAGUUGUUCUUCCGGGAGUUACCAGAACCACUGUUCCCCUUCAGCUGCUUCAGCAAAUUCAUCGCCGCCAUACAGCUGCCUCAGUACACACAGAGAGUCUCUUACAUUAAGGACCUCCUCCAGACUCUCCCUCUGCCCAAUCACAAAACCAUGGAGCUGCUCUUCAGACACCUGAGCAGGGUCAUCGAGCAUGGCGAGCAAAAUCGUAUGUCUUCGCACUCGUUGGCCAUCGUCUUCGGUCCAACGCUCCUUCGUCCUGAAGUGGAGUCGAACCUCACAGUCCAUAUGGUCUUCCAGAGCCAGAUCGUGGAACUGAUGCUCAGGGAGGGCAUGUCUAUGACCCAGUCCCAGAGGACCCUGUCCCAGGUGGCUCUGUCCUGGGCGGCCCAGUCCCAGAGGACCCUGUCCCAGGUGGCUCUGUCCUGGGCGGCCCAGUCCCAGAGGACCAGAGGACCCUGUCCCAGGUGGCUCUGUCCUGGGCGGCCCAUGCUCUCAGACUCCGGCGGACGUCACGGCAGAACUCACGCAAAGGACAGUGAUGAUGACGAGGAGGUGGUGCAGGUCGACAGAGACCACUUCAUGGACGAGUUCUUUGAACAGGUGGAGGAGAUCCGCGGCUGCAUAGAGAAACUGUCUGAAGAUGUGGAGCAGGUGAAGAAGCAGCACAGCGCCAUCCUCGCCGCGCCCAACCCCGACGAGAAGACCAAGCAGGAGCUGGAGGACCUGACGGCCGACAUUAAGAAGACAGCCAACAAAGUGCGCUCAAAGUUAAAAGCGAUCGAGCAGAGCAUCGAGCAGGAGGAGGGUCUCAACAGAUCAUCGGCUGAUCUGCGCAUUCGCAAAACACAGCACUCGACGCUCAGCCGUAAGUUUGUGGAGGUGAUGACUGAAUACAACACCACGCAGUCGAAAUAUCGUGACCGCUGUAAGGACCGCAUCCAGAGACAACUGGAGAUCACCGGAAGAACCACCACCAACGAAGAGCUGGAGGACAUGUUAGAGAGCGGGAAACUGGCUGUGUUUACUGAUGAUAUUAAGAUGGACUCCCAGAUGACGAAGCAGGCGCUGAAUGAGAUCGAGACUCGACACACUGAAAUCAUCAAACUGGAAAACAGCAUCCGAGAGCUUCACGACAUGUUUGUGGACAUGGCCAUGCUGGUCGAGAGCCAGGGCGAGAUGAUCGACAGAAUCGAGUACAACGUGGAGCACUCUGUGGACUAUGUGGAGCGCGCCGUGUCUGACACCAAGAAAGCCGUCAAAUACCAGAGCCAGGCGCGCAAGAAGAAGAUCAUGAUCAUCAUCUGCUGUGUGAUCCUGGGAGUGGUUUUGGCUUCAACCAUCGGAGGGACGCUGGGCUUCUAA